ACUCCCCCUGCCCCUCCCCCAACCUGCCCCCCUCCUCGCCGUCCCAAACCGUGCCCCCCUCCCCGCACUUGCCCCUCUCCCACUCCUCCUCCAUCUUGCCCUCCACCUUUUCUUCCUCCUCCUCCUCCGUCACCGUGUAGGACAGACACCGCUCCGACUGCAGUUCCUUCAUGUCCAGUCCAACUCUCCUGUGAUAUCGGCUGGGAUCUUCAUGGAAGAAAGUGCUACUUGUUCUCUCCCUACAAAUUCACAUGGAGUCAGAGCAGUCAGAUGUGUCAACUUUAUGGUGGACUCCUGGUGAAGAUCGAGAGCAUGUUAGAGCAGAAGUUCCUGAAUGGUAAAGUGAGGUCUUUAAUGUCGGACGCUGAAGAUAAGUUCUGGAUCGGACUGUCAGACUCUGAAACGGAGGGAGUGUGGAAGUGGACCGACGGCUUUUCACUGAACCCACUGUGAGAUUUGGUCAACAUUUAUUAAGUUUAUUCCAAGUUUCUUAUGUGUGACCAUUAAAGACGCGCAAUGUAAGUUUUUGGUUGGGAGUCUGUCACCUGUUUGUGUAACCGCAGCAGCUCCGGUUCGAAAUCCGGACCAUGGGACGAUUGUAACGACUGUGGGUUUGUUCAUUAAAAGUCUAAUGUCUUGGUGCACAUCCGUUAAUUGUUACUGUAAAUUCCGGACUAUAAGCCACCACUUUUUUCUCACACUUUGAACCCUGCAGCUACUAAAUGGACGGAUUAUUUGUUUUUCCAUUCAUAUAUACGGUCUAUGGUUUGGUAACACAGCGGAUACAUGUGCAGCCUGAGUGCAGAAAUAUGCUGAAAUCCUCCAAGACACUGACAUGAUACAGACAGGACAGAGGCUCUUUCUGCAAGAGACAUGCGCAGUAGAACGUGGGGAGAGACGGGGGUGAUGCGCCAAGGAAGUUUUAUUUUGCGCUUUAUACACACACCUUCCUCAUGGAAAACAUACAAAGAAAUGCAGAUAAUGCAGCUUUCAAGUUAAAGGUGACUGAUGUGGCUGUUGAAGAUGGAAACGGAGCUGCUGCAUGUGAACUUGACAUCAUUGAGUCGAUGGUGAGAUUUUGGCGACGGCAGCGUGACAAACUGACUCAAUGCAAAAAGACGACAAAAACUUUCAGAGGCGAUAAAAGCAGACGGCCUGAACUUGAAAAAGUUCUUGAAGACGUAAACACCUGUGACUUAUAUUCAGGUUCGGUCUAU
This is a messenger RNA of Boleophthalmus pectinirostris (great blue-spotted mudskipper), 1217 nucleotides long. RefSeq names its product C-type lectin domain family 7 member A-like. The transcript is spliced from 3 exons. Gene Ontology annotation, molecular function: (1->3)-beta-D-glucan binding; pattern recognition receptor activity. The record is from RefSeq and is a predicted model, not a curated record. Gene Ontology annotation, biological process: positive regulation of cytokine production involved in inflammatory response; positive regulation of wound healing; cellular response to molecule of fungal origin. Lineage: Eukaryota; Metazoa; Chordata; Actinopteri; Gobiiformes; Gobiidae. Gene Ontology annotation, cellular component: cell surface. The annotation marks the transcript as partial.